Messenger RNA from Neoarius graeffei (lesser salmon catfish), 7617 nucleotides. It is a transcript of the gene lrig2, whose product is annotated as leucine-rich repeats and immunoglobulin-like domains 2. Lineage: Eukaryota; Metazoa; Chordata; Actinopteri; Siluriformes; Ariidae. The record is from RefSeq and is a predicted model, not a curated record. Gene Ontology annotation, molecular function: protein binding.
AGAGCGCAGAGGCGCGCGUGCGCAGAUCGUCUUGGGAAAAACGCUUUUGUUUUGCUUUGCGGAGAAGCGCUUCACAACGAGUCCAGGCCGCCGCGCCAUGCUGCUCUCCGACAGCUUUAUAUCGGUCUGCUGGAUUACUCUGCGCUGCUUGACGCCUCGCUGAGGAGACAGUUGCGAGAGCUGCUGCAGGCUGGAAGGCGGAGAGGGAAAUGGACGGCUAACCCAGCCAUGGGUCAGAGAGGCUGUGGUUUGCUCUCGGAGUGGAUGAUUUGUCACAGCGCUCAGUUUGAUUGGAACCCACACACUAGUUCGGAGGCAUUAUAAAAGCUAUUUUAAAAAAAAUCUGUGUUCUCUUAUUAAUGCCGUAAAUCCAAACUGUGAGUGAGAGAGAGAGAAUCAAAAUGGCGGCGGUGCGGCCCAUCCCCCAGGCCCUGCUCAUGAUCCUGCUGAGUGCUGCUGCGGGCUCGGACCCGUGUCCGGCACCCUGUGUGUGCUCACAAACACCGGACGGGAUGAAACUCAUGGACUGCAGUCGGAAAACGCUGUCCGGUCCCCCUGUGGGAGUCCCAGCAUGGGUCACUCAUGUGUCUCUGAAUUAUAAUGAGCUCUCGGGUGUGCCUUUUCUUGGAGACGUUACCUCGAACAUCACUGUGUUGUCUCUGGUUUAUAACCGAAUCGCUGAAGUGGUGGCUGAACAGCUUCUGCCCUAUUCAGUCCUGGAAAGUCUGGAUUUGAGCUCCAACUCCAUCUCAGAGCUGAAGGCCGGAUCGUUUCCUCCUAUGCAACUAAAAUACCUGAAUCUGAGCAACAACAAAAUCGGCUCUCUAGAACCGGAUUGCUUUAACAACAUCAGCUCUCUGCUGGUGCUGAAGAUGAACAGGAACCGGCUAUCGCUACUACCCGCGAAAGUCUUCACUCUGUCUCAACUGCAAAUUCUGGAGUUGAAACGCAAUAAGAUCAGAGUGGUAGACAGUUUGAUCUUUAAAGAACUGAAGGCUUUGAAGUCUCUGAAGAUGCAGAGGAAUGGCAUCACGAAGCUGAUGGAUGGAGCUCUUUUUGGACUUGCUGAUAUGGAGGAAUUAGAGCUGGAACACAAUAACCUGACUGAGUUAAAUAAGGGUUGGUUAUAUGGCCUGCACAUGCUCCGCGUGCUCCGACUCAGCCACAACAACAUCGGUCUCAUCCGAGCCGACGCCUGGGAGUUCUGCCGACGCCUGGAAGAUCUAGAUCUAUCCUAUAAUCACUUGAGUCGUCUGGAGGACUGGGCUUUCUCUAGCCUUGGGCUACUUCAGAGUCUAAACCUGGGCGAGAAUCGCAUCACGCACCUGGGAGGAGUUUUUGACAGCCUGGCAAACGUCCGCACUCUAGAUAUCCGUAACAACGACAUAUCCCUUGUUAUUGAGGACAUGGUCAGUUUGUUUGCAGGCAUGAAAAAGCUCAACACAUUGGUACUUCAGAAGAACAACAUCAGAACCAUCGCAGAGAAGGCCUUUGAGGAUCUGAAAGAACUAGAGCAUCUAGAUUUGAGUAAGAACCGGAUCAUCUCUAUUCACCCAGAGGCAUUCUCUCAUUUGAAACUCAAAUCACUCAAUUUGAACACCAGCGGUCUCCUCUGUGACUGCAGUCUGAAGUGGCUCAGCCCGUGGCUCACCGACAGCCUCUCCCAGCAGUCCUGCACCGCUGUGUGUGCAUAUCCCACCCCUUUGGCAGGCAGGAGUGUCUCUAGUGUCCCCCUGGAAGAAUUUGUGUGUGGUGGCUUCCCUCGACCACAGAUUAGUGGGAACCCCAGGACCGUGGUGGCACUGCGCGGAACCAACGUCACUCUCAACUGCUCUGCCUUCAGCACUAGCGACUCUUCCAUGAACACCACGUGGAGGAAAGACAAAGAGGUGCUGUCUGACGCACAGGUGCAAAACUAUGCCCGCUACCAGGACCAGCAGCUCAUCUACACCAGCGUGCUCCAUCUGCUUAAUGUUAAUUUCACUGAUGAAGGACGCUACCAGUGCGUAAUCUCCAACAACUUUAGCGCCAACUACUCCACUGAGGCCAAAGUGACGGUUAAUGAAAUGCCCUCCUUCCUGAAGACACCCAUGGACCUGACCAUUCGGGCUGGCACCGUUGCCCGGUUGGAGUGUGCGGCAGAGGGACACCCUCCCCCCCAGAUUGCCUGGCAGAAGGACGGGGGCAUCAAUUUCCCUGCUGCCCGCGAGAGAAGGAUGCACGUCAUGCCCGAAGAUGACAUGUUUUUCAUCGCCAACGUGAAGGCGGAGGACAUGGGCGUGUACAGUUGCACUGCUAAAAAUGAGGCGGGCAGUCUAUCAGCCAAUGCCACACUCACUGUGCUGGAGACUCCGUCGUUCCAGCGCCCUCUAAAGGAUCGUACAGUAGCACAUGGUGAGACUGCCGUUCUUCAGUGCAUAGCCGGUGGUAGUCCUGCUCCCCGCCUCAAUUGGACAAAAGAAGAUGGUCCAUUGCUGCUUACGGAGCGUCACUUUUUUGCAGCAGCCAAUCAGCUGCUUAUUAUCGUGGAUGCCAGGUCUGCAGAUGCAGGGAAAUACACCUGCAUCAUGUCCAACACGCUGGGCACAGAGCGAGGACACAUCUACCUCAGCGUCUUGUCCUCUCCCAACUGUGAUCCGGCUGGCGGUGGAUACGACCCGGACGGCUGGACUACAGUGGGCAUUGUGGUGAUGGUGGUUGUGUGUUGUGUGGUGGGCACGUCACUGGUUUGGGUGAUAGUCAUCUACCACAUGAGACGCAAGAGUGAGGAUUACAGCAUCUCUAACACGGAUGAGAUGAACCUGCCACCGGACAUCCCCAGUUACCUGUCAUCCCAGGGCACGCUGUCUGAGCCUCAGGAAGGCUACAGCAACUCUGAGGCGGGCAGUCAUCAGCAGCUCAUGCCCUCCCUGACUAAUGGCUAUGCUCAUAAAGGAACUGAUGGUGGCACCGCCCCAUUGGUCAUCUGCUCAGACUGUUACGACAAUGCCAACAUCUACUCUCGCACACGGGACUACUGCCACUACUCAUACCUGAGCGAAGAUGAUGCUCUGGAUGCCCAGCUGUCCAGAGACGCAAGCAGAGAGGGGCAACAUGAAGAUGCAGCACUGCAUAACCUGAUCACCCGGGACCCUCAGGAGCCCCAGCACCAUGCCUUACACCAUUACAAUAGCAAAGAUGUUCCAAGCAGAUCAUUUUGGAGUGGAGUAGACCCUCAUUCCUCCGAGUUGCCCCCAGGCUCAGUGACUGUACACAAGCCACCAACAGGGCCCUCUAAUGGGAACGACCAUGAGGAAAGAACAGGAGGGCUAGAGGAAGCCUCGUACAGGACUAACCCACAGGAUCAUAACCCUCCAAACACAUAGAGCCCAACCAACACCCGGCGUUUACGUCCUGCUCAGCGUGCCCUACAAUCCCACUACCUCUUCCAAGAAAACUCGCAUUCUGUCAAAAAGAACCCCAAACUUCACUUUCAUCUGUGUUUACACUCUGUACCGUCCCCUCAGUGUGUGUGUGUGUGUGUUGUGAACAACCCUUUCUAGGACAUGAUGAUCUUCCCCCUGGGUCCCUGUAAACUAAUCCUCUGGUUUAUGUUGAGAUUCUGAAUGUAAUGUUUCUUGUUAGUCUUGCCCACCCUGCCUUUUGUCUUAGGAUUUUUAUUUGCCCCCCCCCCCCCCCGACUGUGGGAAACUUGAACUCCCAUGUGUAUGCCAAAGCAUUGAGCCAGCCGUGUUUUUAAUUUUCUUUUGCGCUGCCUUGGCUCUGAAAAAGCGGUGCUCCUUGUCCUUCUAGGAAUCCUUGUAUGAAUCAAUCCGUUUCGUUGAAUAUAUGGAGGAGGACAUCACUCAGAUGGUUGAAGGUAGGGCUGUGCGAUAUGGGGGGAAAAAAUGAAUAUCCUGAUACAUUUUCUCCAUUUCACGAUAUACGAUAUAUAUAUCUCGAUAUAUUGAAAUCUCCUCUAAAGGACCCCAUGAAAUCUAACUUUUACUCUUUACUGUUUUCACUACAAUCCCUGCAGAUUAAAUAAACAUUCUUGGUUAACUUUACAGGUGGUUUUCAACAACACAUUUUACAUUUUCAUGUUUGUGAUUAAUCACGAUUGAAUUGAAAUAAGACUAUUUUUAUUCAACAAAGAUGUGGCACAAACUGCAAAAACAAUCUUGAAAAUUGCAACAAAGGGGCAACACAAUACAGAGCUGCUCAGAGCUCAAAUCAAUAAAGUGCAAGCUCAACACUGAGAAAGACAUUCAGCCUAAAUAAGAAAAGUGCUCUUUCAUUAAAUUAUUUAAAAAAAUAGAUCUCCAAGCUAUUAACCUGACUACUGAGAACCACUGGAACAUUCACAAUAGAGAGAGAGAUUGAGGGAGAGAAGAGAGAGAUCUGCAAAACAUCAUUUUUCUCUUUGCACACUUUUGAACUGAAUGUUUUCUGGCUCUGCCUCUCAGAUGUGUAUAAUUCCGGCUGCUGCCUGUCGUGAUGACAGGUUUUUUUGCACACUUUACAAACUGGCAUUUGCUGUUCCACGUCCUCCUCGCGAUAUCCAAAAAAAUGCCAGAUGACUGACCCCUUACUAGUUCUUUUAGGAACCAAUUCGUCCGCUUCCAUUUUUAAUUUGUCGCUGAAAUUGACAGAGCUUACACGGUAGCCUAUGCAGCACCAGCGAUUGCACGAACUGAGUCAGCGCUGUAAACCGGAACCAGGAAAUCUUCCCGCCGGCAGUGUUGCCAGAUACUGCUGACGUUUUCCAGCCCAAAAUAUGUUCAAAACCCGCCAAAACGCACUUAAAACCGCCCAAUCUGGCAACACAACCGAAACUAGAAAAUCUUCCUGGAAGUUCCUUUCAGCACCGAGAUGUCGCCCGGGAUUGGUUGGCGAGUGCGUGACGUUAUUGUUUUCUUUACCCUUAGGCAGCCUCUCACGUUACUGCCUGAGGGACAGGGAGAAAACCACCGGGAAAUGUUUUAAACAAACACGCAACGAACACAAGUCGGAAGAUGACCAUAAAAUACUCGAUAGUUACGAUAUAAUUUUAUGUAUCGCGCACAGAAUUUUCGGCGAUAUAUCGAGUAUAUUUGAUAUAUCGCACAGCCCUAGUUGAAGGUGCUCUGUACUCUUUCACAUGGAGCAGGUGAUGGUGGUAUAUGGGACAUUUCUUCCUUUAGAGUGGAAUGCAGAGUGAAAUUACUCUGUUGGCUACUUACGGCUUUUUUUUUUAAAGUGUUUUUCACAAAGCCAGACGUGUACCCCAUUCCCUCUUUGUUUUACAAAAGGUACUAUAGCAGACGGAUGUAGAACAUUUGCCGUGUUGACAAUCAAGCGAUAUCCGUCUUACAGGGUCCUCCAUGUGCAUAGUCCUUGGCCACAUCCCCCCAAUUCCUGUGUGGUAUGUUUUAUUUAUGCCCCCUCUUUGUUCUUAUGCAGUCCUCUAGCUGUUGCUAUGGUUCUCCCUGAAGCUAUUUCUCUUCACUGUGUAGAAUGCGAAAGACACUCUGAGAAUCCUGUACUGUUAAAUAUAUGUAUGAGUACAGUGCAUUUACAGUACUGAUAAUUUAGACCUUCCUCCCAAUCAUUUUAAAGCCUCUAGGGCACUAAAUGUGUGCAUCAGUCAUGGUUGGGUGCUCCAUCUAAUUCUGAAUUUCAUUUGUACGUUUGGCCUUGAGCUGAUUACCAGAUAUAUCUCAAAUGCCCCUUUUCCACCAAAGCAGUUCCAGGGCUGGUUGGGGGCCAGUGCUUAGUUUGGAACCGGGUUUUCUGUUUCCACUGACAAAGAACUGGCUCUGGGGCCAGAAAAACCGGUUCCAGGCUAGCACCGACUCUCUGCUGGGCCAGAGGAAAGAACCGCUUACGUCAGCGGGGGGGCGGAGUUGUUAAGACCAACAACAAUAACAAGACCGCGAAAGAUCGCCAUUUUUAAGCGACGAGAAGCCGCAGCUGUACAAACACCAAGUCAUUUAUUAUUAUUGUUGUUGUUGCUGCUGCUGCUUCUUCCGUGUUGUUUUUGCUUUGAUAUUCGCGCCAAGGUUUAUGUAAACGUAGCGCCAUAACUGACGUAUACAGCGACGUAAUGACGUGGCUCUGCUUAGCACCACGAGCGAUGGAAAAGCAAACUGGUUCUCAGCUGGCUCGCAAGUUGAACGAGUUGUGAACCAGCACCAGCACUGGCCCCGAACCAGCCCUGGAACUGAUUUGGUGGAAAAGGGGUAUCAGAGACUUCGUCAGUUUUGAAGUGCGAUACUGUGCUUAAAAUGGCCACCCUGUAGCGCCACUAACGCGUCCAAGUUCACGACAGCGUCACGUACGCUCAUAUCCGUGACAGUCAGUAUUAAUAUCCUUCUCACCAUGGUGACUACAGAAAUGAAGGGUCUCUUGAUUUUACAUUUUCAGUCAAAAGCCUGUGCUUGAGUUCUCACUUUAGAUGAGUUAACUGGCCUCGUUCAGUUAUUGAUAUUUUGUUUGGAAUAUAAGGAAUCUACUUAGUAAUUCUACUAGUUAUGUAGUGGGGGAUGUGUCAUUAUUCAGCUUGGAGAUAUUCCACCAUGAAAUAAGCUGUAUGUUUGGGCCAUAAACAGAAUGAUUCCUCUCACCAACAGUAAAUCCCCCCCCCCCUGCACUUUGUAGACUGAUGUUCAUUCCAGUAUAUGUCGCUUUUUUUUUUCCGCCUGCGAUUCUCCAAUUUCACUCACACUUGGUACAAUCCUAUAAAUGCUGCACAUCCCAUAGGAGGAUAACUUGUUCCAAAGAGUGUGUGAGAGAGUGAAGGAAGGAGAGACUGUGACGAAACUGAGGUACUCUAACCUGUAAUUGUAAAAUGUGUGUAUCGUGAAAUGCACUACAGCAUUGUGUCACUACAGCCAGAUACAUUGUGUAUCGGUUAUGUAUUCUAUUUAUUUGACGUGAAUAUGCUGUUGCUCAGUUGUUUGCUGAUAAGUGUCUGCUGGUGCCACGUUUACAUAGGUUGAAAUGGUUUUAAUUUUUGGAUAUAAUCUCAAUUUAAUGAACAUCUUGGUGUAUUGCUUUUGUUUCAGCGUGCUGUCUUGAUUAUUAUUAUUUUUUUUAACUAUUUUAUGAUUUUGCACAUGAGCCUUCAUUCCACUUUACAAGUCUGAGAGCAGACCAGUGUUAUCCAGGUCUAUGAACAGGAGCAACGAAUGUGUGCUGCCAGAGGUUUACGCUGACGUUUUCCAGGAAGUAAAGAUGUUAAGCUCUGCGGCUAUUAACCCUGAUUUUAUCUCAUCACUGCAAUUACUUGCACACUUUUGCUGUCGGAAAUUUAAGGCAAAGUAAAUUCUCUGUCCUAUACAGAUGUCUAAUGGUACAGUUGCUCCGUUCUAAUGGAUUUUACCGAGCAAUUAAAAGUUCUUAUAAUAGUUGAAGGGCACAAAUGUAAGUGAUACGAGAAGUUUGAAUUUGGUUCACGAUUGUCUGCCAGUAUGUCUUUCUGAAUUUUAAACCAAAGUUCAGCAUUUAAUGCUUUGACACUAUUCCAGUGCUGCUUUAAUGUAUUUUAUUUGUAAUUCCCCCCCCCCCAAAGUGUAUCUGUACAUUCUGUAAAGCAUGUAUAAAACUUUUUCGUUUUAAAAAUGUUGCAUAUUAAACAAUAAAAUGCAAAUUCUCAUA